AGCUCUGCGCUCCCACGGACACGGCCAAGAGACGCAGCGGAGAACCCCGAAAACACACGGAACAAAACUGCUCCUUUGGUCCUCCGGUUUUCUCUGACUUUUAUUUAAUCUGACAGAAAAGACGAAGGACAAGAGGAGAGAGGGACGGAAACGAGGAGAGGAAGCGAGGAGAGGAGCGCGUGUCCAUGUCCCGCGCUGAACCGGAUUAUUUCUGAUCGGGACCAGCAAUAUAGGGCGUGAUGGAGUUCAGUCUCCUGGACUCUGAGGCUCGAAGCCCAACUCUGUCUCUGUCUGACUCUGGGACCCCCCAGAACGAGCCCAAGGAGCACAGCGACACAGAUAAGUCCGGUCUCGGGGCUCUCGAGGACUCAGCGGAGGACGGGUCUCUGAAGAAGAAGCAGAGGAGACAGAGGACCCACUUCACGUCACAACAACUUCAAGAGCUCGAGUCGACUUUUCAGCGGAACCGCUACCCCGACAUGUCCACCAGGGAGGAGAUCGCAGUGUGGACCAACCUGACCGAGGCCAGAGUCCGGGUUUGGUUCAAAAACCGCCGAGCUAAGUGGAGGAAACGAGAGCGCCACCAGCAGGCGGAGCUGUGCAAGAGCGGCUUUGGCUCUCAGUUUAACGGACUGGUCCAAUACGACGACAUGUACGCGGCCGGGUAUUCCUACAACAACUGGGCCACCAAGUCCCUGAGUGCCCCCCUCACGUCCAAAAGCUUCCCCUUCUUCAACAGCAUGGCUCCUCUGACCACGCCUCUAACCACGCCCCUUUCCACUGCCCUGACCACGCCCCUAACCACGCCCCUGCAGUCUCCGCCCAUGUUCCCCAGCUCUGCCCCCCUCCCCUCAGUCAACCCCGGUAUGGUGCCCCCUUCUGUGCAGAACCUGAACAGCCUGCCCCCGCCCGCCGCACUAAACUCGGCGGCGUGCCCGUAUGCUAGCUCCGCCGCGCCGUAUAUGUACCGCGAGUCCUGCAGCUCCAGCCUAGCGUCGCUGCGGCUCAAAGCUAAGCAGCACAACUUCACCACGUAUCCACAGGUUCAAACCCCCAAUGCCAACCUCAGCCCCUGUCAGUACGCUGUGGAUAGGCCGGUAUGAGCGCCCUAUAACCACAUAUCCACAGGUUCAAACCCUCUGUGGACAGGCCAGUACGAAUGCCCUAUUACCAUGUAUCCACAGGUUCAAACCUCCAACAGUAGUACACCAUGGACAGGCCAGUAUGAAUGCCCUAUGACCACAUAUCCACAGGUUCAAUCCCCAACGCCAACCCUAGUACACUGUGGAGAGGCCAGUUUGAGAGCCCUCUAACCACAUAUCCACAGGUUUAAUCCCCAACACCGACCCUAGUACUCUGUGGAGAGGCCAGUAUGAGCACCCUUUAACCACGUAUCCACUGGUUCAAACCCCCAAUCCCAGUGCGCUAUAGCGAGGCCAGUAAGACACAGCUAUCACACUUUGGAGUGAUUCUUUUCACAACAUAAACUUUACAUGUCUAAAUCCCCAAAGUGCUUAAAGUUAGCUUUGUAAGAUUAAUCCUAGCCCUGGCCUGAGCCUGCUCUAGCCACAUUGCUCUCAUUGGUCAGAACUGAUCACAUGCAUGUUUCUGUCAUCACACGGUGGGAGGAGCUAGCCCAUAAUGAGGGAGUAAUGUAGAAGAAAAAGAAAGAAAAACCAACAUGACACCACCUUUGGUUCUUCUUCAGAUAUUAUUAUUCUCGGUUCAAACGCCCAAUGAGCGCCCUCUCACCACAUAUCCACCAGUUACAAACCCCCAGGACCCCUAAAACCCAAUGAAGGAAAUUUUACUAAAAAUCACCAAAAUGGCCAGUGAAGCUCAGCCCCGUGUAAAAGUCUCCAAACCCGACAACCACACGCGCCCUGUGGCAGACUGAUGAAGACAUGGCUGCCAAUCUGUGCCAAUGGUCUGAUCCCCACCACCAUACAGCAGUGCCAAAUGUGAGGCUCAAGGACACAAAGGCAAAGGUGAAGGGACUGAACCACUAUCUUCCAACUGGCACUAUCUCCCGAUGUACUGCAGCCAAAAUCAUGUCGGAAGAAACA
Molecule: messenger RNA, 2066 nt
Organism: Periophthalmus magnuspinnatus
Lineage: Eukaryota; Metazoa; Chordata; Actinopteri; Gobiiformes; Gobiidae
Product: pituitary homeobox 3-like
Exons: 4
Coding region: 240-1103 (287 amino acids)
Biological process (GO): regulation of transcription by RNA polymerase II; anatomical structure morphogenesis
Cellular component (GO): nucleus
Molecular function (GO): DNA-binding transcription factor activity, RNA polymerase II-specific; RNA polymerase II cis-regulatory region sequence-specific DNA binding
Source: RefSeq, a predicted model, not a curated record